AUCAUGCAGAUUGACUGUUGAUACUCGACUCUACAUUGUAGCUUCCUUUUAUGUUCAUUGGGUAACCAUUAACCCUGGCAUCAGCAGUGGAUUUCUCUCACUCUUCUACAUAUUUGGUGGCAUCUCAAUGCAGACUAUCAGAAAGUCUGAGUGCCCUAGAGAGCUUGAACCUGCAGAUAGGAGGUCCUCUGUUCAUGUCAAUCUAAUAAGAAGUGUCAAUCUAAUAAGAAGAAAUGACAACUGCCCUGAACCAGAGAGGCACCAUGUUCCUGGUUCUUGGAACUUUGUAAUUAAUUCAGUCUCCUCAGGAACCAAUGAUCAAAUGGAUAUGGAGGACAGCAUGGUGGAGGAUACUGUUCAAGCAUCCACGCCUAUAGCUCCAAUAUUUGGUCAACCUCCUGUCUUACCUCCUCAAUCUGGCUCUGUGUUUGGUUCAGCCAACUCCACCAGCAGCAAAUCCCUUCCAAUUUGCCCAACAGAGUUCGGGCACCCCACAGAACCUGUCUCCAUUUCAGGCUACGAACAGUUUAGGAGGGAGCUUUUCAGUGGGUGAUGGUUGGGACAAGUCUGGCCGGAAUAUUGUCAGAGUUAAUCAUAACAAGUCUCGGAAGAAGUGAAUCUAUCAACCAUUAUAGACCAUCCGUUUCCUUGUCAGGAGCUACCGUUGCAACUGAUGGACAAAUAAUUAUAAUGGUAAGAGUUCAACAGAAAGAGACUGUUGUUUCUGUUGGUAAGCUGGAUUCGAUUGGCGCUGAAAAAGGUAAAUGAGCCUCAUUAGGUGUAAAAUUUGAUGAUUCUCUGAGCUCUUUUACAAAUUUUUCUCGUUAUCAUGGUUGUGGUGCAGUCAGUCACAAAGGUUUCACAAUUUUGUAUUCAGUGUAGCAAAUCAGAGAAUUUGUGUUGUACUAAUAGUUGUCUUUCAUAGAAUUUGUGUUGUGUACUCUUUAUUUGUAACAUAAAAUAGAGAAAGCUGAAGGUCAUGAAUCUGUUUAAGAGAGCAGAUUGCUCCCAA
Molecule: messenger RNA, 1012 nt
Organism: Carya illinoinensis
Lineage: Eukaryota; Viridiplantae; Streptophyta; Magnoliopsida; Fagales; Juglandaceae
Product: plant UBX domain-containing protein 4-like
Exons: 2
Coding region: 128-553 (141 amino acids)
Source: RefSeq, a predicted model, not a curated record